AUGGGGUUGCCUUUGUCAGUUGCUCAGGUUCUAGCAUCUCCAGAGUGGAAAGGUGGGGACCUGGUGCAGCUGGAGGAUACAGUGACUACUCCAAAGGCUGAAGACCUUGUGCUUAACUUUCCUUGGGUCCUUCCGUUUGUCAAGCAGUUCAGGGACCGAAUCCCAAGCCAGUUCUUCAUUACAGACUGCUUUGUCUAUUUGGACAAAACCUACAAUGACAAGUUGCUCAUUCCAGUUGAGGAAGGGGCCUCCAAAAUUAGCCUAGCGGUCAAUGAAGCCAAAAAGGUCAAGUUGCUCAUGGGCGCUUUGCGUGCGCGAAGCAAAGAGGAGGAGCAGGGUGAGGCAGGUGAUGAAUCUUCCCCCGAACAAGCAAAGGAAGACUCCAGUGAUGGUGAUCAGGAGGAGGACAGGGAGGAGAAGAGUGAGGGAGAGGAGGAAUCCCCAGCCCAAGAUGAGCCUAGUGAUGAUGAUGCGCACUUGGGAAGCCCUGAUGAUGCUUCUGAUGCUGGCGAGAUGUGUUCGCAGUGUGGCCAUGAUGAUGAUGAUGAGACCUCUGGGGAUGAGGAUGUGAAUCAAAAGGUUGUAUGUCGCGAUGAUGAUGGCUCAGGUGCAGAAACGCUCGUGCUUGGAUCGCUGGACCAGGAUCCGGUGAACCAUGAUGGUAGCGAUGCUUCUGAUCGUGAUACACAGCCUGAUUCCCCGGAUGUGGAAAACCUAUGCACACCUGAGAAACCUGAGUAUCCAUGGCGUGAGGAGUUGUUCCAGUCUCCCAUGAUGGGACGCGCCCCAGCCCCCUAUGACGAGCUUCAAGAGAUGUGUGUCGGUUUGUUAGAACAUUUUGGGGAGUUCCACCCAGAGAUUGCUGCGAUACUCAUCUUGAACGACGGGAUUACUCACUACAUGGAGCAUUGCGAGUGGUCAUUCGCUCGCUUCGGGUUGAAAGCUAGCGGUUGGCUGGGCACACAGGAAUAUUUCCAAGUGUGGGAGGAACGCUGCAGAGUUCUUGGUAACAAGGUGGGGAAAACCAGUGGGGGUUGUUCCACCUAUAUUUGA
Cladocopium goreaui is the source of this 1053-nucleotide messenger RNA. NCBI's taxonomy places the organism in Eukaryota, Dinophyceae, Suessiales, Symbiodiniaceae. The record is from the annotation of a GenBank genome assembly.